Phacochoerus africanus (Common warthog) is the source of this 3296-nucleotide messenger RNA. It is a transcript of the gene TRIQK, whose product is annotated as triple QxxK/R motif containing. Gene Ontology annotation, cellular component: endoplasmic reticulum membrane. The coding region runs from base 369 to 629 and encodes 86 amino acids. The record is from RefSeq and is a predicted model, not a curated record. NCBI's taxonomy places the organism in Eukaryota, Metazoa, Chordata, Mammalia, Artiodactyla, Suidae. The transcript has 6 exons.
UUCCAUACCGCCCUCUGGGAGUAGGGGUGUGCAGCAGGCUCCUCCCGCCCCUUUCCUCUGAGUGACAGGACCGUCGAUCGCAACAUUUCCAGGUGGACUCGUAGUUUGUUGGCCCUUGCGUUGGCUGAGCUGAGUAAGAAAAAGAAACCAAGAGUUUAUUGUAUCUGGAAUUGAAUUUGCCAGGAAUGUGAGCACAGCUUCCUCUGUGAAGAUCUUGCCUUUGGAAACAUCUUACCCCUUGGCAGCUCUCCAGAGUUCAGACUUGGCAGCUUCAAGGACACAACACAAGAUCUCAGCCUCUCUUUCUAUAGUGGCCACCUCCAGGUGAUCUGGAACAGGAGGUUCAGCAGUCAUUUUGGAGAUCAAAGAUGGGUAAAAAAGAUGCCUCCACUAUAAAACUUCCUGUUGAUCAGUACAGAAAGCAAAUUGGUAAACAGGAUUAUAAAAAAACCAAACCUAUUUUACGAGCAACCAAAUUAAAAGCAGAAGCAAAGAAAACAGCAAUAGGCAUAAAGGAAGUUGGCCUUGUACUUGCAGCUAUAUUGGCCCUCCUACUGGCUUUCUAUGCCUUCUUUUAUCUCAGACUGUCUGCAGAUGCUGACCCUGAUCUGGAACCAGAUGAAGAUUAGUUAAGCAGCAAUGAAUGCAUGAGAAGGAAAUAAUUUUAUAAAAGCACCUCUUGGGACCAAUACUUUCUGAAGUACUGAGACAGCAACGUCUUGAAUUCUUUCUGCUGGUAUUUUCAGUUUGCAGAAAAUAUCUUUUUAGAUAGUUGCAUAGGAUAUCAAGAAAAGAACUUUACCUAGCAAUGUAGUGUAAUGUGUGCUACCGGAUACUUUUAUAAAUCUUUCUACUUUGACAGGUAACCUUUUCACGGUGCAUUUAGAUAAAAUGGAAAACAGAUCCUAAAUUCUUUGAAUGUCUUAGCCAAUUUAUGUGUAUAACUCCAUAAGAGAUUUUAAAUCUAUUUUUGUUCCAUAUACAUCAUAAGUAAAAGUAUAUAUCCUCAUUUACAGAAACAUUCUCUAGUCACAUUCAGAGCCUAAGAAGGAAAGGAAAGUCAUGGGAAAUUUUUCAUUUUACAAAGAAGCCCUGCUUUCCUUCCAGACGUAUUUUAUAUCAUUAGAGAAACUAUCUGCACAUACAUCUACAGUAAUCUUUUUCCUCCUUUGCCAACUGUUCAGUGCACAUGUGCUCCAUCAGAAAUGGCACCUGGAUGACAGAAGCUCAAAGAGUCACAUAUGUCUCUAAAAUAGAGUUCCUUUCCUCUUGGGCUGUCUGAACUGGUGUAAAUAGAAAGUUCAGUUGAUCUUGAUUUUAAUUAACUUAUUACUAUAUUAAUAUAAACUUGGAAUUCUAUUUUAAUUAUGCCGUUCUGGCUGCUUGCAGUAUCAGUUUGCCCCUCUUGUUAGGAAGCUAUGUAACAAUCUGUCGUCUACUUGUGCAGUCUUUUUCACACAACAGUAAUAGCAGAAGUCCAACCUACUCAGAAUCAUUUUCUUGGGUUGUCUCUUAUAUCUGAACAAUACAAACUUGUUUUAUAAAAUUAUAUUUUGUCUCUGGAGAAUUAAGUCAAUUAGAACUCUUUCGUGAACAGUAAGUGAUAUAAGAAAAUAGAUGUCUUAUAUCACUCAUAUAUGUAGUUUUCUGUUUAUAUAACUUUUCAUGGUGUUUUACAUUUGUUGGAGUAUAAAGACCAAUGUAGUCAAUAUUUUCUACCAGUAAUGGAAUUUUUAAAUAUUUUUACAGUGCAUGAAUACAUAAGCUUAGAAAAUGGAAAAAUAUGUGUCCACAGCAGGGUUGACAGUUACUAUCUUAUUUAAAUCUGUACAGAAAAUGAAUAGUUUGAAACAUGUGCAUAUAGUGUUUUAUGGUUAAUACAUUAUAAUUACAAAUAGUAAAUAAAAUGUUAAGAUUGUUUCCAUACUCACCAACAGAAGAAAGUUUUGAUAAGUACUUUUGCAGAAAAUUGAAUGUGGCUGUGUAGCUCUAUGUUCUGUAGAAUUUUUUCAGGUAGCAUAAUUUAUUUCAUCAGUGUGAAAACAGCCAAAAGUUCCAGUAUCCUCACAGAUCAUUUAUGCCAAAUAUCUGAGGGCAAAAUUUAGCUAGUGCUACUUACUGGAUUCUUCCCCUAAAAAAUUGCAAACUUAAGAGACAGACCAAGAGUUCCUACACACUCACCACAGUGGACCAAUCCAAGUGGCAUUUUUAGGAAAGGUUGCAGCAUUUAAUGCCAUGUGGUAUGUCUGUUCGUGAAGUGGGUGGCAAGGGAAUAUCCAAGCUGGCAUUUUGGAUAUGAUGGGUCUUUUCUUUCCUGAGUGACAGGCCACAUGUCAAGAAAUACUGCUUUCCCCACUCCUAUCACAUUUACGUGAACAAUUUUCAUUUAGUUAUUUCCCCUCCCAUCUGGUGUUAAAUACAGUUAUAUUAAAUAAAGAUUAUUUCCAAUUUCAGUGGUAAUUUAAAUGCAAGGGAAUGUAAUAAUUGUUUUUUAGAUACCUAUCCAAGUGAGAUAUAACAGGAUUUACAGUAUUUAAAAUAGAUGAUUAUACUCUUGGAAAUGUCAAAAAUUCAUUACUCUAGGAAGAAAAAAAAAAAAAAAACUUUACUAUCCUGUUCCUCCCUUGAGGUAUUCUUUUGGAGAAAAAAAAAAAUGUUAUUUCUGAUAGUAAUGAAUGUUUGCCUAAGCAUAGUAUAAUUAUUAAGCAAGUUUGACUACUUAGUUUUAUCAAUACUCUGAGCCUAUGGCUAAUACGUUUAUAUGAUUGAUUGAUUGAUGAUAAAUCCUAAAAGCUGAACUCUGAUAUUAAUAAAUAGAAGGUAAAGUGAAACAAUGUAUAUUUACAGAACACUGUUUUUGUGAAAUGCAAAUUUUUCAAACUCACAUUAACUGGGAAGCAGCCACUCCUCUGUAGAGAAAUCCCAGGUUGAAGUCUGGAUUGAAACUUUGAAGACGAGGAGGUGAUAUCCGGCCUACAGUUUCAGAGGACUACACUUUUGAAUACUGCGUGGUAUUUGGCAUAAAUCUGAGACUGGCACCAGACAAAUUUUGGGCAUGGGUUUCCCCCCUGCAAUAAUUCACUGCUCAGAGUAAUUCGGAAGACAAAAACAGAAAAAUUAUAAUGACCUUUCAGUAUGUUAGAAUUUGUCAUAUGUUAGAAUGUUAACAUACUCUCUGCAGAAUAAAUUUCAACUAAUGCAGCUGGACUUAACAUAGAGCCUAUGAAACACUGUGAAUGAAGCCUGAAGCGUUGCUGGUUUUAUCCUGCAUGCAAAAUAAAGAAUAUAUAAAUUCA